CCCACUUCCUCGGCUUCUUCUUCUCAGUGCUCAAACACUCGAAACCAAAACAACAAGAGAAGUUACAAAAACAAAAAUGCCUUCUUCAUCUAUAAUUCUGGUUUCCAAAUGCACAAUUGUUCCUGAGCAGAAUUCCACAAUCAAAUCUCUGAAACUCUCGGUUUCGGAUCUUCCGAUGUUGUCCUGUCAGUACAUCCAAAAGGGCGUUCUGUUCAAUUCCCCGCCCUACUCCAUUAACGACCUCAUCAAUUCGAUUAAGCAGUCUCUCGCCGUCGCUCUCGUUCACUUCCCGGCGCUCGCUGGCCGUCUCGUCACCGACGACGACGGCCAUGUCCACAUCGUCUGCAACGACGCCGGCGUUGAUUUCAUCUUCGCCAAAGCCAAGCACCUCUCCGUCGACGGCAUUCUCCCUCCGGACGACGACGUUCCGGAUUGCUUCAAGGAGUUCUUCGCCUUCGACCGGACUGUCAGCUACACCGGCCACUUCAAGCCUCUGAUGGCCGUCCAGGUCACGGAGCUCGCCGACGGAGUCUUUAUAGGGUGCACGGUCAACCACGCCGUCACCGACGGGACCUCUUUCUGGCACUUCUUCAACACCUUCGCCGAGAUUUGUAAAGGAGCGAAGAAGAUCUCGAAGACACCGGAUUUCAGCCGUGACACCAUUUUCAACUCACCGGCCGUGCUCCGGUUCCCCGCCAGCGGUCCCAAGGUGACCUUCUCCGGUGACGAGUCGCUGCGGGAGAGGAUCUUCCACUUCAGCAGAGAAGCGAUACAGAGGCUAAAGCUCAGAGCCAACAACGGAAGCAUCGUCCGUACAUCUAAAGCGACGCGUAACGGUUUUGUUAAUCCUGAUUCGGCCGAGAUUUACGGAAAACGGUUAAACGAUCGAACGGCUGCGAUCUCUGCUUUCCAGUCCCUCUGCGCGCAGCUCUGGCGAUCCGUCACGCGCGCGAGAAAUCUCGAGGGGACGAAGACGACGACGUUCCGGAUGGCGGUGAACUGCCGGCACAGGGUGCGUCCUCCGAUGGAGUCGCACUACUUCGGGAACGCGAUUCAGAGCAUUCCGACGUUCUCCGCCGCAUCGGAGCUCCUGGCGAACGAUCUCGGGUGGUGCGCCGAUCUGCUCCACCGAAACGUGGUGGCGCACGACGACGCUACGGUGAGGCGGGGAGUAGAGGAUUGGGCGAGGCAGCCGAGGCUGUUCCCUCUCGGGAACUUCGACGGCGCGUCGAUCACGAUGGGGAGCUCGCCGAGGUUUCCGAUGUACAAUAACGACUUUGGGUGGGGGAAGCCGAUGGCGGUGAGGAGUGGACGGGCGAACAAGUUCGACGGGAAGAUCUCGGCGUUUCCGGGGAGGGAAGGCAACGGGAGUGUGGAUCUCGAGGUGGUUCUGGCGCCAACGACCAUGGCCGGUUUGGAGGCCGAUGAGGAGUUCAUGCAGUACGUAUCUGCGGUGGAUUUUUCCUCUCAGUGAUUUGGGCCGGAUUGGGUUUGUUUCGGGCAAAGGAGAAACGGAAAAAUGAGACGGCGUCGCUUUGGCCGGAUUGGACUCGUUGACAUGGUCAAGUUGUUGUGUAGUAGUGGGGGGGUUUUGUAUAUUUGCAGCGUUCUCUGUUAGUCACUUUCUCCACGUGACUUUAAAAAAAUGUUUUUAUAUAUUAUAUAGUAUAAAAAAGCUUGCUUUUUUA
Messenger RNA from Morus notabilis, 1688 nucleotides. Its product is annotated as BAHD acyltransferase DCR. The record is from RefSeq and is a predicted model, not a curated record. Lineage: Eukaryota; Viridiplantae; Streptophyta; Magnoliopsida; Rosales; Moraceae. The coding region runs from base 77 to 1474 and encodes 465 amino acids. The transcript has a single exon.